Messenger RNA from Dicrocoelium dendriticum, 493 nucleotides. The record is from the annotation of a GenBank genome assembly. Lineage: Eukaryota; Metazoa; Platyhelminthes; Trematoda; Plagiorchiida; Dicrocoeliidae.
AACUGUGCUGCUAACGUUCUUCGAGAGACCUGGCUGCUGUAUAAAAACGCUAAACUUAUGCCGCAUUUCAACCGACGUCGAGUCCGUGCACAUCAAAGGAAAUUUCUACAAGCAAUCUACAGCUUACGUACAAGCAAAGUAAAACAACGGGAGCUACAGGACAAAUCGGAUUCUCUAGUCGACCUAGCAAAGCUUCAAACCAAUGUAUUCGAGGGAGUAGCAGAUAUUGCGCUGAGACAAGACGCUUUUCAACAGCAGCUAGACAAUAUCGAGAGGAACCUGACGGAACUAAAGAACAUGAUGCGCGCACAAAGCGCAGGAAGGCCACAUCAUUUUCAAAGUGUUUGACUGUUGUCCAGCGUACUCAAACAAUGCGAGAUCGCUUCAACGGAGUGCCUAUUAUGCAGCACAGUGACACAGCAUCAUAACACCGGCAUAUUUUCCAAAGUUCCCAUUGAUAAAUACCCUGUGCUUUUCAUCUCAAGAACCUAUC